Molecule: messenger RNA, 1170 nt
Organism: Bradysia coprophila
Lineage: Eukaryota; Metazoa; Arthropoda; Insecta; Diptera; Sciaridae
Source: RefSeq, a predicted model, not a curated record
UCAAGAUGCGCCAGCGAAUUUCGCUCUUCCAAAAAGAAAGAUUAGUGAGUCUGAUAAAAAAUCAUUUUAUAAAGAAGUGCGGAUAUUAUGAAAACAUUGGAAACAAACAAAUCGACACGGAAACUUGGAUUGAAAUUUCCAAUCGACUGAAUACAGUGGGAAGGUGUAGGAAAACAUCUUAUGAAUGGAAACAGGUAAACCAAAGUUCAUAGAUUUACAUAUAUUCUGGUCGUAUAAGCCAAGUUUUAGUGUUUCAAUUACAUGAAAUGCCGCGUACGAAAAUAUGCCAAGAUGGCUCGCCGAUAUGGAGGAAAUGUUGAAGACAAUUUGUCGGAUACCGAUUGUUUAAUUUUCAAAAUGUUUGGAUGUGGUACUGAUGCUUACGAGAACGAUUUCGUGGAUGACAUGGACUGUGACGAAUACGACGAUGGGGAUAAUUAUGACACGAACGACGACUGCCAUACUAACAACGAUCCGGUGUUCGCUCACGCUUUUGCAGAUAACACCAAUCAAAACGUGGCCCCUCAAAUUUUGACUGUGCAUUCAGCUGAUGGUUUGAAAAGCUUCGAUGAUUCAAUGAUAGCUUCUGUUGACGAUGAUUUGUGUGAAACUGAACAGUUCGAGACCAUCCCAUCCGUCGAAGGAGAACCAAAAUUUCGUUUACUACGUGAACAUGUUAAUUUAGAAGAGAGUGAUCCAGGAUGUUCUGGUGAAUAUUCUAACGAACCUGUUCAUUUACUAGACGGAGGUAGUGGUCGAAAAGCUGUUCGCACGCGUGGAGGUGUUCGUACACGUGGAGGUGUUCGUGGACGGGAAGAUGUUCGUGGACGAGGAGAAGUUCGUGGACGAGGAGAAGUUCGUGGACGAGGAAACAUUCGUGGACGAGGAAACGUUUGUCGCCGUGGAGGUGUUCGUGGGCGAGCAGUCGCUCGUGGGAGAGGAGACGUUCGUGGUCCAGGAGGUGUUCGUGGAAAUAGCCAGUCGGUGAACCACAUCCAAAAAGAACGGUUGCUCCAGCUCAUCGAAAAUAACUUCUUGUUAUCGGUUGGACAUUUCUCCACUUCAAAUGGCGCAGCUGCAAAAAAACAAGUCUGGGAAGACUUUGCUUCUGAACUCAACAAAUUGGGUCCAUGUCGAACAGGAACGCAAUGGAAAAACUGCGAAAGCUAA